AUGCUUGCCUCUGAGUCCCCUAAGAUUUCAACCUAUUUCAUCCCACUGCUUGGAGAAGCUCCAUUCUGGUGCAGUUAUUUAGAUAGUCUUGUAGUGGAGUGUGAACCGGAUGUUACAACUAUGUAUGAUGGUUAUAAAUUUAUCACUCGCCAACAGCUCGCUGACUUGGGAAUGUCAGAGCUUAUUGGGACCCAGUUCUUGAGAGCCUAUAUGCAUGGAUAUUUCAUUUCUGCACGUCUUUAUAAUAAAAUACAAGAUCAUCUUGGAAUUUCUCAGAAGCCACUCACCUCUGUAGCCAAACUCAAAUCCUUUGACCUUCAGCCGAAAUCUGUAUCACGUUCAGAAAAUAUAAUUGCAGAGUUCAAUGAAGCUUCCACUGAUCAGCGUUUCUCUAAGCUCACUUAUAAUCCGAAACUUACAUUGAGCGCAACAGAUGAGGAUUCAGAUCUUAUACAAAUUCAUCAAGCAAGAUUAGAAAAGAAACGUAGGCGUAAAGAACUACGGAAAGAACGGGCUGCUCGUACUCAGUCACUGAUAACAAAAGUCUCCAAUGAACAUAUCUGA
Messenger RNA from Heterobilharzia americana, 564 nucleotides. The record is from the annotation of a GenBank genome assembly. NCBI's taxonomy places the organism in Eukaryota, Metazoa, Platyhelminthes, Trematoda, Strigeidida, Schistosomatidae.